AUGCGCCUUCCCAAAUUACUUUUCACUCAGGACGGUAUUCCCGAUAUUCUGGACAAAGAUGAUGACAACGACGGUAUUCCGGACCACCUCGACUAUGAUGGUCAUCGGUCAAUUGCCAUCGAUACUGACGGUGAUGGAUUUCCGGACGCCAUUGAUGAUGAUAUGAAUGAUGAUGGUAUCCCCGAUCACCUCCAGGAUCAUGACUGCGAUGGCAUCCCCGAUAUAAUCGAUCCGGAUGAUGACAAUGAUGGUUACUUUGACAACAAACAGGACAGCGACAAUGACGGCAUUCUGAAUGAAUGGGAUGAGGACGAUGACAACGACGGUAUUCCAGACUCCGAGGAUGAGGACUCCAAUGGAGAUGGUAUUAUUGACUGCCAGCCGAGGGAUAGCGAUGGAGAUGGCAUUCCGGAUCAUCUAGACGAUGAUGAUGACAAUGACGGCAUUCCUGAUCAUCUCGACUCUGACCAUAUGUCCUUCCUCCUCUACAAACCAAAAGCACUUCAUGCCAUGUCAGCUCAGCAGGCGCAACAUGAGGCGAACACUGUGGACGUAGAUCUUGGUGAUCCGAACGACAAGGACUGUGAUGGCAUCCCUGAUGACGAAGAUGACGACAUGGACAAUGAUGGCAAAAUUGACCGGACGCAAGAUUCGGACUGGGAUGGUCUACUGAAUCACAUUGAUGACGACGACGACAACGAUGGUUCGGAGUUCUUACUUUUUGUUUGUUUGACUACUUUACUACUGACAUGA
Messenger RNA from Dibothriocephalus latus, 753 nucleotides. NCBI's taxonomy places the organism in Eukaryota, Metazoa, Platyhelminthes, Cestoda, Diphyllobothriidea, Diphyllobothriidae. The record is from the annotation of a GenBank genome assembly.